GUAAAAUAACAGGGACUUCUGAAAUACACAUCAUUUUAACUGUGGAAAUCUCAAAAGCUUUUUCCUUUUUCUUUUCCAAAGAACAGGAGGGGAGUUGUACAUUAAUUCUGGACAUUCAAUUCUUGACAGAAUGAACAUCAUCCAUAUCUACCUGCUGCUGGGUCUAGCUGCAUUUGUUCUCCAAGUUGAUUCGCUUCAAGGUCUUCUAAAGACUGUUGUGUCCGUGUGGCCCCCAGGGUCAAAAGUCUACCUCGGAGAAUCUGUGCUGCUGAAGUGCACAGUUGAGUCAAACUCCACUGCUGAGUGGAGCUUUGAGUGGGACAAACCAAAAACUGUUCUGACCCUGAACCCCAGGCAUCUGGUCUCAAAUGACAGCUACUUCAUCACCGCUGUAACAAGGGAGGAUGCGGGCAGCUACAGGUGCAAAGCAGGACAAACAUCCAGCCAGCCGGUGGAGCUCAAUGUGUCAGAGCUGACCCCUCCCUCACUGAUUCUGACUCCCAGCAUGAGAUACAUCUUUAGUGGGGAGAGAUUCAGUAUGCAGUGCCCCUCAUCUCAGACGAACGCCAAAGGCUGGAAGCUGAGGCAUUACUCUCCAGACUGUACACGGAGGAGAAAAGCUGUCCAAGGGGACCAAUGUUCACCACUAGAGGGUGCUGUUGUCACAAACAGGACUGAUGCGUGUGUCUUCAAUGCUACCAUUGAGAACAGUGGGCUGUACUGGUGUGAGGGACCUGAGGGUCGCAGCAACUCAGUCAGGAUCUCAGCAAGCUAUGACAAUAUCAUCAUGAAGACUCCAGCCGUCCCUGUAUUUGAGGGGGAUAACGUAAUUUUGUACUGUCAGUACAAAACAACAGGCUACAACGACACAACCUUCUUCAAAAACGGAGCAGUUGUCUCUGUAAUGCCUUCGAGUCCAAACAAUGAGAUAAACAUGACUAUUGAGAACGUGACAAAGAAAGAUGAAGGUUCCUACAAGUGUGCAUCCCUGGCCCUAAAGAUGGAGAGUACAGAGAGCUGGUUAUCAGUGAGACCCAAGAGCAACACCCGAGGCUACUGGAAAUGGAUUAUCCUGUCCGUUGGACUUGUAUUUCUGUUUCUUAUUCCUCUAUCUGUCUGGCUUUUUUAUCGCCACAGAUACCAGAUGUUGGGUACUUGGAAACGUUGGCCAUUUUCCAAAGAAGACGUGCCAGCAGUGCCGGUUCCUGCAACUAAGCAGGAUGUGACGGAAGUGCAGUGGGACCUGUCGUGGAUGGAGAUGUCCAAUCUGUUGGAUAAGCAGAUAUACCCUGGAACUUAGAGUUUACACCAAGUUUAGUAUUUUCUGUAAGCUCCAGCAUAAGGUGAUCCCCUGUGGUAGUUCAGUCAAUAUAACGCCGCUAGCAUGAUGUAAGAACAGUUGUUUAGCUAUUGCCAGUCAUUUCAAAACAAACAGAACUUCCUUAGUGCCAAAUAAAUAUUAAUAGAGAGUGAUAAAGAGCCAAAAGCAUCUGUUUUGGCUUGUUUCUUAUUUGUAUAAGUCCACCAUAUGGUAUCGAAUUAUUAUUCCAGUAAUUUAAAUUUUACAGGUCUCUCACUUUAAAAUACUUUUAGAUGGUGUCAUUUUCUUUGUUGUAUUCUAUUCCAAAUUACCUUUUGUUUUCUACAACUCGUGUAUUGUUGAUUGUCUUAUGCCUGACUUUAAUGAUUUAAAGACGGAUAACAACUACAAAUGGAAACCAUAAAAUUAUCAUGGCUACUCUUUAGCCUAUGCUGCAUACAAAUAAUAGUCUAUUCUAUUUCAGCUGACUUAGUGAAAGUCAGGUUUAUAAUUUCACAAUCCCCUAGAGGCUCGUUUAUGCUCUGGAUUUGAAUGAUGCUCUUUUUUGUGGAGACCCAACAUCAUUAUGUGUCUGUCAGGAUAAUUACAAGAGCACGGCAUAUUGGAUGACUCAUCCUUGAAUAUGUAAUGGUUUUGUAAUUUGAAAGUACAUUGCUGGAAAAUACAUGUAUAUAUACUGUAUA
Molecule: messenger RNA, 2004 nt
Organism: Oreochromis aureus
Lineage: Eukaryota; Metazoa; Chordata; Actinopteri; Cichliformes; Cichlidae
Exons: 7
Coding region: 131-1300 (389 amino acids)
Biological process (GO): cell surface receptor signaling pathway
Molecular function (GO): transmembrane signaling receptor activity
Source: RefSeq, a predicted model, not a curated record